AUGGACAUGUGUUUUGCAGUGCGCUCCCUGGGCUGGGUGGAGAUUCCAGAAGAGGAGCUGAUCCCGGGGAAGAGCAGUCUGGCUGUCAAUAACUGCAUCCAGCAGCUGUCCAGCAGCAAGGCAGAGGGCCGCGAUGACACACUGGGCGCCUGGGGAGAGGGCCAGGACAUGAUGAUGGUUCUGAAGAAGGAUACCCUCAGCCUGAUGGACCCAGUGGACCGCAGCCUUCUCCACUGCCAGCCUAUCAUUGACAUCCGCGUGUGGGGCGUGGGCUGCAACAACGGCAGAGACAGAGAUUUUGCCUUCGUGGCCAGCGACAAAGACACCUCUAUGCUGAAGUGCCAUGUGUUUCGCUGUAACGCCCCAGCAAAAACCAUCGCCACGGCUUUGCACAAAAUGUGCUCAAAGAUCAUGGCAGAGAAGACCACUAGAAGCCCAUCUAUGGCCCGCUCCCUCACCAUGGCGACCAUCUCCCCUGAGGACCUGCCACGCCAAGUGGACUUCCUGGAUGCAAUGAGGCAGAGGGUGCAGAAGUUUGAGGUGCAGUACAUCGGAAACCUGCCCGUCUCCAGGGCAAUGGGUAUGGAGGUGCUGAACCGGGCCAUAGAGAGCAUCAUGAACACCUCAGACAGUGACGAUUGGGAGCCCAUCGUCAUCCACAUCUCUGACACUGUCCUGUCACUCUGGAAAGGAGAGGAUGGAGAUGAUCCAUUUUGGGAAUGUCAAGUGCGUUUGCUGACCUUUCUGGGUGUGGGGCAUGAUACACACACCUUUGCAGUGAUAGUGGACGGCGGGACGCAGCGGUUUGAGUGUCAUGUUUUCUGGUGUGAGCCAGACGCAGGGAUAAUCUCUGAGUCUGUGCAGGCUGCGUGCAUGGUCCAGUACCAGAAGUGCUUGGUAGCCCAGACUCCACCACCCAGGUCCAAAAUGUGGCGGGCGGGUUCCAAGGUGAAGCGGGCCAACUCCAUGGACGGCUUCAGUUUUCCAGCUCCCCGUCACCAAGGACUGUCCCCUCCCAAGGCUGGCUCCUCCACCACCAAAAAGAGCAUGCUGGCGUUUUUUGAGACUUUCAGAAAUAAACAGUCAGCCGUUUCCACACCAUAG
Molecule: messenger RNA, 1104 nt
Organism: Salvelinus namaycush (lake trout)
Lineage: Eukaryota; Metazoa; Chordata; Actinopteri; Salmoniformes; Salmonidae
Product: amyloid-beta A4 precursor protein-binding family B member 3-like
Exons: 10
Coding region: 1-1104 (367 amino acids)
Biological process (GO): regulation of DNA-templated transcription
Cellular component (GO): cytoplasm; nucleus
Molecular function (GO): amyloid-beta binding; transcription factor binding
Source: RefSeq, a predicted model, not a curated record